Molecule: messenger RNA, 2578 nt
Organism: Capra hircus (goat)
Lineage: Eukaryota; Metazoa; Chordata; Mammalia; Artiodactyla; Bovidae
Gene: NPRL3
Product: NPR3 like, GATOR1 complex subunit
Exons: 13
Coding region: 318-2027 (569 amino acids)
Biological process (GO): cellular response to amino acid starvation; negative regulation of TORC1 signaling; positive regulation of autophagy
Cellular component (GO): GATOR1 complex
Source: RefSeq, a predicted model, not a curated record
UCUCGCGAGCCUCUCGCGAGUGUGGGGUGCGGGACGGGCCUGUGGGCUCGGUGGGUCUGGCUCCGCUCGAUUCCCCCCGCCUCCAGCUGGUCCUCCCCAGGGCGCUGGGUCCCGGGUCCUCAGCUCCCCCCGGGGCCGCUCCUCCUCAGAGCCCCAUCCUCCCCUCGCCCCCGACCCGUCCGCCUCAGAGCUGCCUCCGCCCGGUCCCGGCCCGUCCUCUGGGCGCUGGGUCCCCGGUCUCGGCCCCUCCCCCGCCCGACGUCCCCGGGGGCCCCCACCCAGGCCCCGGGCCGACCCCUCCCCGGGCUCCCGGCAGGAUGGGGGACAACACCAGCCCCAUCAGCGUGAUUCUGGUGAGCUCGGGGAGCCGCGGCAAUAAGCUGCUCUUCAGGUACCCUUUCCAGAGGAGCCAGGAGCAUUCGGCGUCCCAGACGAGUAAGCCUCGUAGCAGAUAUGCUGUCAACAGCGCCGGAGAGCAUGCUGAAGACCAGGAUGGGGACCCCAGGUUUUCAGAUGUCAUUCUGGCAACAAUUUUGGCAACCAAGUCUGAAAUGUGUGGCCAGAAGUUUGAACUGAAGAUCGACAACGUGCGGUUUGUUGGGCACCCGACGCUGCUGCAGCACACGCUGGGCCAGGUCUCCAAAACUGACCCGUCCCCGAAGAGGGAGGCUCCCACCAUGAUUCUUUUCAAUGUGGUGUUUGCACUGAGGGCCCACGCGGACCCGUCGGUGAUCGGCUGUCUGCACACCCUCUCCCGCCGCAUCGCCACCGUGCUGCAGCACGAGGAGCGCCGCUGCCAGUACCUCACGCGGGAGGCCAAGCUGAUCCUGGCGCUGCAGGACGAGGCGUCCGCCGCGGCCGACGCAAAUGACGGGCCUCAGUCCCCAUUCCACCACAUCCUGCCCAAGUGCAAGCUGGCCAGGGACCUCAAGGACGCUUAUGACAGCUUGUGCACGUCUGGGGUGGUGCGGCUCCACGUCAACAGCUGGCUGGAGGUGAGCUUCUGCCUGCCCCACAAGAUCCACUACGCGGCCAGCAGCCUCAUCCCGCCAGAGGCCAUCGAGCGCAGCCUGAAGGCCAUCCGCCCGUACCACGCCCUGCUGCUGCUCAGCGAUGAGAAGUCCCUGCUGGGCGAGCUCCCGCUUGACUGCUCCCCGGCCCUGGUGCGCGUGAUCAAGACCACGUCCGCCGUGAAGAACCUGCAGCAGCUGGCCCAGGACGCAGACCUGGCCUUGCUGCAGGUUUUCCAGCUUGCGGCCCACCUGGUGUACUGGGGCAAGGCCAUCAUCAUCUACCCGCUGUGCGAAAACAACGUCUACAUGCUGUCUCCCAACGCCAGCGUGUGUCUGUACUCCCCGCUCGCCGAGCAGUUCUCACGCCAGUUUCCAUCUCACGACCUGCCGUCUGUCCUUGCCAAGUUCUCCUUGCCUGUCUCCUUGUCAGAAUUCAGGAACCCCCUGGCCCCCCCUGUACAGGAGACGCAGCUCAUCCAGAUGGUGGUGUGGAUGCUGCAGCGCCGGCUCCUGGUGCAGCUGCACACCUACGUCUGCCUGAUGGCCUCGCCCAGCGAGGACGAGCCCCGCGCCCGCGAGGAUGACGCGCCCCUGGCCACCAGGGUGGGCGGCCGCAGCCUCAGCACGCCCAAUGCCCUCAGCUUUGGCUCCCCAACCAGCAGCGACGACAUGACCCUCACCAGCCCCAGCAUGGACAACUCCAGCGCUGAGCUGCUCCCCAGCGGGGACUCGCCGCUGAACAGGAGGAUGACAGAGAGCCUGCUGGCCAGCCUGUCUGAGCACGAGCGGGCCGCCAUCCUCAGUGUGCCUGCGGCCCAGAACCCCGAGGACCUCCGCAUGUUUGCCAGGCUCCUGCACUACUUCCGCGGCCGCCACCACCUGGAGGAGAUCAUGUACAACGAGAACACGCGGCGCUCCCAGCUGCUGGCGCUCGUGGACAAGUUCCGCAGCGUGCUGGUGGUGACCACCCACGAGGACCCGGUCAUCGCCGUCUUCCAAGCCCUGCUCCCGUGAGCUGGGCGGGGGCACUGCCUCUCACCCCCGGCUCCCUCCCACUGCGGGGCCUCGCUCUCCUCAUCUUCAUCUUCAGGACAGCCUCAGGGGCCCUGGGCUGCGAAGGUGAGGCUUGAGGUAGGGGUGCAACCAGCACGUGGGCCUCUUGAGGGCUGCAUGCCUCCCACACGAUUCUGCCUGUGUCCUUCGCCGCCUUGUCUGGCCCAGCACUGCCUGCCUGCGGGCACCUCCCCAGCACGCCCACCAGCACUCUCCCGCGUGGGCCUCUGGAGGCUGUGGCCAAGCAGUCCCCUCCGUGGCCCCCUGAGGCACCAGGACCUGGCUCAGGAUGUCCUGUGGGGAGUUGCUCUGCUUCUCCUGGGGUGUGUCUGCUGUGGUGGCCCCACCCCGGGGUGGCCUUAGGCCUGAGAGAAAGUGGGCAUGGUGGCCCUGGGUCCUUCCGGAGCAGAGCUGGCUGCCAGGGGGGCUCUGGCCAAGGUGCACAGGACACUCGUCUAGAAACACAGCAUUUAUUUCGCUUGUAAACAAUUAAAAGUCCUUGUGGGAGCAGG